Messenger RNA from Vigna unguiculata (cowpea), 1496 nucleotides. RefSeq lists its product as uncharacterized. Lineage: Eukaryota; Viridiplantae; Streptophyta; Magnoliopsida; Fabales; Fabaceae. The record is from RefSeq and is a predicted model, not a curated record.
UGAACAAGUUGCAACAAAUAUUUGUUCUUGAUCUUCAACAACUUAGGCUUGUCAUAUUUUUUGGUUAAUUGUAGUCUCUACACUUAAUGAUUGUUUAUCAAAUGAAAGAUUUUUCUCCUAGAAUUGAUCUUCUAGGCGUUUGUUGAUGAAAUAAUUUGGAAUGUGCAGAAAUUUUGUUGGUCAAGCUCUAACUUUUAAGUAGCUGUACUAGAUCUUAGGGUGAACAUGUCAUUAUGGGUAAUGUAAUAAUUAAAUAUGCGAAUAAAUAAUCAAGUGUAAGAAUUUGUGUCUGAAUUGAUCAGCUUCUCUACAAAUUCUAACUCCGCUUCGAGCUUUUACCAGUCGCUGGUGGACGAUGAACAUAGCCUCCACCACUGCCUCCAUUAACUUCCCCUUCCAACUCUCAUCACUCGCCUUUCGCGCGUCCCACCAACGCGCCACUCUCUCACUCUCUUUCGCUCCUCUCUCUGUCUCCAAGACCGCCAUGGCCUCCGCCGCUCUCCGAUCAUCCACUCCGGUCCCCAACGAACUCAACAACGACUCCGACUUCGAAUCUCUUCUCUCUCCCGACGGUUACAUCUCCAUAUGCGGCUUCGGCUCUCUUCUCUCCGAGAGAAGCGCACGGAGCACUUUCCCUGAUUUGGCAAACUUCCGAACCGCACAGUUGAAAAGCUUCCGGCGCGUCUUCGCGCACGUCGCUCCGGUUUUCUUCGAGCGCGGCAUUGCAAAGCCCGAAACUAUGGAGAUUUCGAGCUUGAGUGUGGAGCCAUGUGAAGGAGAAACUCUUGUGGUAACAGUGUUUGAGAUCAGAAAAUCAGAGAUUCCAGAUUUCAUCAAGAGGGAGGUUGAGUUUCGGUUUCUUGCUGUUCUUCCUGAAACGCUUGAUGGCCAUGCUUUUGAUUUUCCAGCGGUCCUUUGUGCCCGUUACAGUGAUGAGGAAUUUUUCAACAUUAGAUGUAAAGGAAACAAGGAAAUCUAUUUUCAGCAAUAUGGGCGGUGGAAUAUAGAUAAAAUUUGGAGAGAUGAUGUCUUACCUUGUCGGGUUUAUCUUCGACACUGUGUACUAGCAGCAAAGAAUCUUGGUGAAACAGCCUACAACAACUUUCUGGAUCACACUUAUCUUGCUGACCGUAAAACAACCAUUCGCGAGUACUUGGCAACAACAGGUUCUGGUAUCAUGGAAGAGCAGCCCCCUGAAUCCCUCAAGCACCGCUAUGGCGGUUGAUACUUUCAACAACCAAUUUUAGCUGCAAUGAAUAUGUCAAUGUAAAGUGAUGGCAGAUGAAUGGCUUGAUUCUUCAAUAUAGAAAACUGUACAUUCUUUAAUAAUUGAUUCACGAUAUUCAUUCUUCCGAUUUGGUGCAAGAGUUGAAUAUCAAGUCUGAAAACAGCAUCAAUACAACUGACCCGAACAUGUGUGUAAAAGAACAUUAUUGCUGAUGUGUGUAGAAGAACACUAUUGCUGAGUACCGUUUCAGUGUUUUCUUGGUUGAGCA